Linepithema humile (Argentine ant) is the source of this 652-nucleotide messenger RNA. RefSeq names its product active regulator of SIRT1-like. The record is from RefSeq and is a predicted model, not a curated record. NCBI's taxonomy places the organism in Eukaryota, Metazoa, Arthropoda, Insecta, Hymenoptera, Formicidae.
CUGUCAUUACUGUCUUGAGUAUAGUUAAACUGUGGUCUUUUCAUAUUUUGGUACGAGUUUAAGAAUGUUUUUUGACAGUGUAAUGAAUAAUCUGCAUAAAAAAUAUAAUAAUUAAAUUUUAUAGUGUCAUUAUAUUAGAGAAAUGUCUAAUUUACUUGUGCACAAAAGUUUGGAAUUAUUGGGCUACGAGAAAGAUUUACACAAAGAACAUAAAAAGAAGAAGAAACGUAAAAAUAUCAAAUAUAAAGGAGUAUUGGAUCUAAUUCCUGCUAAACACAGAAUUACCUCCAAGAACGAUAAGACAGAUCUUGGUACUAUUCUGGGACGAUCCAGCAAAACUACUGUUUACGAAACCCAGAAGCGCAUAGCUACUCAACAAGAUCCUACUGAUGAAAAUGUACAACGGCUUCUGUUGCUAAGCAAUAAUCGAAUAAAUCCUGAAACGGCAAGCAAACUGUUGCAUCGUGCUGUUAAAAAGAAAUACAGUCCACAAGAAGAGAAACCUAAAGAGCCAGAAAAGACAGUUUUCACUGAAGAAGAUUUCAAGAAGUUUGAGCAAGAAUAUUUAGAGUAAUAUCAAUCGUAGUGUGGAAUUGUAAAGAUAACACAACGUGACAAAAAUAAAAGAGCAAUCAGCGAUGUUCGAUAGCGA